Messenger RNA from Triticum turgidum subsp. durum (durum wheat), 3315 nucleotides. The record is from the annotation of a GenBank genome assembly. NCBI's taxonomy places the organism in Eukaryota, Viridiplantae, Streptophyta, Magnoliopsida, Poales, Poaceae.
AUGGCCCGUCCGUUACCUUCUCCCAUCAUGCUACUCUCCAUCUCUCUUCUUGUGAUCACGAGCGUGGCCGCUGCUUCCAGCAACGACGACUCCGACCUCUCAGCUCUUGUGGCCUUCAAGGCCGGGCUCUCCGACCCGCUUGGCCUCCUGUCUAGGAACUGGACAACCGGCACAUCCUUCUGCUCUUGGGUCGGCGUCUCCUGCAGCCGCCGCCAUCGGGAGCGCGUCACCGCUCUUGUGCUGGCAGACGUUCCGCUCCAAGGAGAGAUCGCUCCUCAUCUCGGUAACCUCUCUUUCCUCGCCGUCCUCACUCUUUCAAACACAGAGAUCACGGGCACCAUCCCAUCCGACAUAGGACGGCUACGCCGCCUCACCGAUCUUGAUCUUAGCUCUAACCGCCUCUCGGGCGCCAUCCCCAGUACCCUAGGAAACCUCACAAAGCUUCAACGCCUUUCCCUACGCCGAAAUGGUCUCUCCGGACAUAUCCCGGACCAACUCCUCCAGAACAUGAACAGCCUGAGGAGGAUACAUCUCGGGGUGAACCGGUUAAGUGGCCUCAUACCAGACCAACUCUUCAACAACACGCCUUUACUAACUCAUCUUGACUUCCAAAACAACAGUCUAUCUGGGUCAAUACCACAUGGUAUUGCCACAUGUGCCAUGCUUGAAUGGGUCAACUUUGAAUAUAACCAGCUGUCCGGACUAGUACCUCUAACCAUAUUCAACAAGUCUAGGCUUGACACUCUUGUCCUCUCAUCUAACCACUUCACAGGAACAAUCCCUACCAAUGAAAGCUUUAACUUGCCCAUGUUAACCGUCUUCUUCAUUGGUCUCAACAGUUUCACAGGUCAAUUUCCCUCAAGCCUUGUAUCCUGCAAGCUACUAGUGCAACUUUCUCUAGCAGGAAACUCCUUUGUGGGCAAUCUCCCAGAAUGGCUCGCUCAACUAUCACGACUCACUUUUCUUACUAUAGGUGGCAACGACGAUGUUAGCGGGUCAAUUCCAGGUGUGCUCAGAAAUCUUACUCUUCUCCGUGUUCUUGACAUCUCAUUCUGCGACCUAAGCGGAAAUAUUCCAGCCGAGCUAGGGGAAAUGAGUCAGCUCACACAUUUAAGUCUUACAUCAAACAAACUAACAGGUCCAUUUCCAGCCAAUUUUGGCAACCUAUCCCAACUAUCUAGUCUGCUAGUUGAUUCGAACCAAUUAACUGGAUCUUUGCCCGAAACUAUUGGGAACCUCAGGUACCUUAACCGUCUCCAUAUUGGAAUGAAUCAGCUCAAUGGGACCCUUGAGUUCUUGGCCACUAUGUCAAACUGUAGACAACUCCAAUUGCUUGCCAUGUUUUAUUGCUCCUUCACUGGAAACAUUCCUGCAUAUAUUGGUAACCUCUCCAGACAAUUGACAUACCUCAGUGCAGCCGGGAAUCGUUUAACCGGGGGUGUUCCAGCGACAGUAUCAAAUCUAAGUGGUCUUAGUGUAAUGUCCUUUGCAGACAACCAAUUAAGCGGCAUAAUCCCAGCACACAUUGCAUCAUUGGAGAAUCUUGAGCAGCUAAACCUUUCUAGUAACAAGCUGUUUGGCCCAAUCCCGUUAAAGAUUGGUGCCUUGACAAGAUUGCACAGGCUAUCCCUCCAGGGCAAUAAAUUAUCUGGCACCAUUCCGGAUGGCAUCGGUAACCUAAGUAACCUAGAAUAUAUGUCGCUUGCAGAUAAUCAUCUCUCGUCAGCAAUACCUGAAAGAUUGUUUCAUCUUAGUAACCUUCGUGUGUUAGAUCUAUCUCACAACUCCUUUACAAGUGCACUGCCCUCUAAUCUUGAUUCCAUGAAGAAAAUAUACAUGCUAGAUAUAUCAGCCAACAGCUUGGUUGGUAGUAUUCCAACUUCAUACGGGAAUCUUGGACUAUUAAGCUUCCUGAACCUAUCACACAACACACUCACAGGUUCCAUCGAUGGCUCGUUCAAGGAGUUAAUCGUCCUAACGCAGUUGGACCUAUCUUGUAACAACCUUUCUGGUACCAUUCCAAAGUAUUUAGCCAACUUUACUUUACUGACUAGCUUGAACCUUUCUUUCAAUGAGUUCCGAGGUGAGAUACCAAGUGGUGGUAUUUUCUUUAACACCAGUGCACAAUUAUCGUUGAUGGGAAAUGCUGGGCUGUGUGGUGCCUCACGUCUAGGAUUUUUUCCUUGCCUAGACACUUCCUACAAAACCAAGAGACACUUGCUAAGGAUUGUUCUACCAGUUAUCUUGGUAACUGUAGGAGCUAUAGCAAUUCUCAUUUACCUAAUGGUCACAAAGAAAAAUAAAAAGCAGCUACAAGUUACGACUUCCAUUGGCAUGGAUAAUAUUAUCAGUCAUAGACAAGUUUCCUAUCUCGAGAUUGCUCGUGCCACUGAAAAUUUCAGCGAGGACAACCUACUUGGAGUUGGAAGCUUUGGAAAAGUUUUCAGGGGCAAAUUACAAGAUGGUUUGGAGGUUGCGAUAAAAGUGCUCAACAUGCAUGUCGAGCAGGCUGUGAGGAGCUUUGAUGCAGAAUGUCAAGUGCUAAGGAUGGCUAGGCACCGCAACUUGAUACAGAUAUUAAGUACUUGCUCCAACUUUGAAUUCAGAGCAGUGCUACUUCAGUACAUGCCCAAAGGUAACUUGGAUGUACAUUUGCACUCUGAAAAUGGAGAAUCGAUAGGGUUUAUCAGGAGAUUGGAUAUUAUGCUUGGUGUAUCGAAAGCAAUGGAGUAUCUGCACCACCAUCACCAUCAAGUUGUGUUGCACUGCGACCUCAAACCUAAAAAUGUGCUAUUCGAUGAUGAGAUGGUGGCGCAUGUCGCGGACUUCGGCAUUGCAAGAUUACUUGUUGGAGACGACAACUCCUUGAUUUCAGCGAGUAUGCCGGGGACUAUUGGAUACAUGGCACCAGAAUACGCAUUCAUGGGGAAAGCAUCACGAAAGAGCGAUGUGUUUAGCUUUGGAAUAAUGCUGCUCGAAGUCUUCACAGGGAAAAGACCCACAGAUGCCAUGUUUGGGGGAGAAUUGAGCAUCAGGCAAUGGGUUUCGCAAGCGUUUUCAGCAAACCUUACUGGCGUUUUGGACGUUAAGAUAGCUCAAGCUGAGGAAAGAAUUUUUUUCUUAAAUCACCAGAGCAGCACUUCAUUGGCGUGCAGGAGCAGCGACUUGCUUGUGCCAAUAUUCGACCUGGGUCUGAUGUGUUCGAGCGAAUCACCUGACCAGAGGCCAAGCAUGACAGACGUGGUUGUAAGGCUCGAGAACAUCAUGAAGAGUUACUCUGCUACCAUGCCGUCACUGGAACUGGCUCAAUGUUAG